GCGCCGCUCAGAGCUUAUGGCGGCCGGCGAAACGGCGGAGCGCAAGCCGUCGGCGUGUUGCAUAUCACACGCGUUCUACAAAGCCGCUUCUAAAUUCCCCCAUAAAAUUGCCGUUAUACACGCCUCCGGUUUCGCUCGAAUUACCCGUGAUAACACCGCCGCCAACGCACCGCCGCAUGACGAUGCUAUCGAAUUAGCCUCCGUGGAAAGAGCAUCUUCUUCCCGACCACCAGUCUACGACGGCGACGAUUGCUUCACUUUCUCCGAUAUUAUCUCCGCCGUCGAUAACCUCAGUUCUCGACUCAGGCACAUUCUCAACGGCGCCGACGAUCCAUAUCCUAUCAACGCCCAGCCAGUUAACAGUUUCAGAGAAGAGUCUGCACAAGUUUCCGAAGAAUCGUUGCAGUGUUUCUCGACUAAUUUUCGGAAUCUACGCACUCCGAAAGUUGUAGGGAUAUAUAUGGAGCCGUCGGUUGAGUACAUUGUGGCUGUUCUUUCUGUUUUAAGAUGCGGGGAAGCGUUCAUGCCUUUAGAUCCAUCUUGGCCAAAAGCGAGGAUAUUAUCACUCUUGUCUUCUUCAAAAGCUAAUCUAGUUAUCGGGGUCGAAUCAUCGAACGAGGAGAAGCUUUUUCACAGGCUCGAUACGAUAGGUUGGCUUGUUAGUGAAGGAAAUCGCCCUGUUUUAUGUGUAUGUAUGAACGAUAUUAUCAAAGAACAGUCUCGUCCGUUAGUGUUGGAGUGGCCUUGUGAAAAUGAAAGGUUGAGAUCGUUCUGUUAUUUGAUGUACACGUCGGGAUCUAGCGGAAAGCCUAAGGGUGUAUGUGGCACUGAAAUAGGUGCGAUUUUUUUAUUAAGAUUAAGAGGGUCUGUACUUUCCACUUGUACGUUGGUGAUACCUCCUUUCAAUCAGCUAAAAGAAAAUAUAUUCUAUAUUACGGAGUUUUUACAGGGAUACUUGAUUAACAGGCUUGUAGCUGUACCCUCUUUGAUAAGAGCAAUCCUUCCGUCUUUGCAAAGUCGACGCUUCAGAAGAAUUCAAUAUUCUUUGAAGUUAUUAGUGCUAAGUGGUGAAGUCUUACACCUUUCCUUGUGCAAGACGCUUCUGAAGUUACUCCCUCAAACUUCGGUUUUGAAUUUGUAUGGGAGCACGGAGGUGACAGGUGACUGCACAUACUUCGACUGCAAGAGAUUGCCACUGAUUCUUGAAAAGGAAGAACUUAGCAGUGUGCCAGUUGGCUUGCCUUUAUCUAACUGUGAAGUGGUCCUUGUUGGAGAAGAUGCACCGUUGCAAGGAGAGAUAUAUGUGAGCGGGCUAUGUGUUGCAGCGGGUUACUUCGACUAUCCAUAUCUUAUCCCUUUAGCGGAUAGAGUUCAAAAGUACUUCAAAACGGGAGAUUUUGCCAGAAAGCUGUCGAGUGGCGAUUUCGUUAUUAUUGGUAGAAAGGAUCGUACAUUGAAGGUCAAUGGUCAAAGAGUCGCUCUUGAGGAGAUCGAGACUGCAUUUCGCGACCAUCCUAGUGUAGUUGAUGCUGCAGUGCUAUCCCGUGAGGUUGAUGGAGAAAUCUUGCUUCUUGAAGCUCAUGUGGUGAUGGAGGAAAAAAACGAGGAUGAUGAACUUUUGGAAUCUUCUCUUAGGAACUGGCUAUUGAAUAUGCUUCCUCAGGUUAUGAUACCGACUCGUAUAUUGUUGACCAGAUCACUACCUUUGACCUCAUCUGGAAAAGUUGAUUACAUGUCGUUGGCUGCUUCGACGACGUCAGAUGAACAAGACAGGAUUAAUGUCAAAGAAAUGAACCAGGAUAACCUCAUUCAAGUUAUCUUAAAGGUAUUUUCUGAUGCACUGAUGGUCGAAAAGGUUUCUGUGGAUGACGAUUUCUUUGAGAUGGGUGGUAAUUCUAUAUCCGCAGCCUAUGCUACUUUCAAGUUGGGAAUCCAUAUGAAGUUGUUGUACACUUUUCCGACCCCACGUAGGCUUCAAACGGCACUUUUAUCAUCCAAAUUUAGUGUACAAAUUGAUGCUCAUUCGGGAGUAGAUAGUAAUAUGGAUAAUUACAAUCCCAUCAAAAAAUUGAAGGUCGAAUCGAAGGAGCAAAGUCCUAGGGAUAUAUUAUGGAAUCCCGGUGCAGUAGUGCACACAGAAUGUACUUUUAGUCGAUGCAACAGAAGCACACAUGGAGUACAAUGUGAGGAAAAUUAUUCAAGCAACGCGGCCUCGUCAAAGAUUAGACCAAGAGAUGGAAAAGGGUUUAUGCAAGUACAGUGGAAAGUUGACAUGGAAUCUUGUGUCGAUGCAUCACCUCUUGUCGUUUUUAAAGGAAGUCGUGUUUGUGUUUUCAUUGGAUCUCACUCACGCAAAUUUGUUUGUAUAGAUGGCAAAAGUGGAGUUGUUCAGUGGGAGACGAAACUCGAAGGACGGGUAGAAUGCUCUGCUGCAAUUCUUGACGAUUUCUCUCAGGUUAUAGUUGGAUGUUACAAGGGAAAGAUUUAUUUCCUUAACUUUUCAAACGGCAGUGUCAGUUGGAGUUUUCAAACGAAUGGUGAGGUAAAAUCACAACCUGUGAUCGACAAACGCAGACAUUUGGUUUGGUGCGGAUCUUACGACCACAAUUUAUAUGCGAUCGAUUACAGAAACUACUGCUGUAUUUAUAAACUUCCAUGCGGUGGCAGUAUAUUUGGUUCACCUGCUAUUAACGAGAUGCAGGAAAACCUUUAUGUAGCAUCCACCAGUGGUCACAUUACAGCCUUGGAAAUUAAGACAAUGCCCUUUAAGAAGUUAUGGAAGCAAGACAUAGGAGCCCCUGUUUUCGGCUCUCUCUCGAUCAAUUAUCCGAAUGGAAAUGUCAUUUGUUGCUUGGUAGAUGGUUCUGUUGUUGUUCUCAAUCCCUCUGGCUCUGUCGUAUGGAAGGUCAAAACCGGUGGGCCAAUUUUCGCUGGACCUUGCGCAUCUCGAGCAUUACCUUCCGAGGUCCUCGUGUGCUCCAGAGAUGGAAGCAUCUAUUCUUUCGAAACGGAAACGAGUAACCUAAUCUGGAAGCAUUCAAUCGGAAGUCCAAUUACUUCUUCUCCUUAUGUAGACGACAACUCCCCUAUUUCAGACAGGUUAAUAUGUGUAUGCGACAGUUCUGGUAGUAUUUACGUAUUAAGAGUCGACUCGAAUGCUAUUGGGGAUUCGGAACAAAAUACGGAAAAUACGGUACGAGAAUUUGCUCGGUUAGAUCUACAAGGAGAUAUCUUCUCUUCUCCUGUGAUGAUUGGGGGCAGGAUUUUUGUGGGUUGCAGAGAUAACCAUGUGUAUUGUAUUGCCCUUGGUCUCGAAUAAUGGUAUAAAGCCUCGUACGGUUAGUAGGAUACGUCGUGAUUUUAAAUAAUUAAUUCUUAUUUGAUAUUAAAAAAAAUAAUUAAGGCAAACUUAUCUUGAUCCAAUUAUGCAAUUAAUUAAAGUUUCAUAGGAUUGUACGAUUAACGAACCAAGCUUGAAUAUAUAUUUUUGUUUGAUAAGGUGCAAAGUUCGAGAUCGAGCUCGAUUAGUGAUAAAUGAAAAAUGAGUUCAUUAGAGCUUGAUUCGUGUUCGGCUCGAUCAACUAUUGAUUGA
Messenger RNA from Erythranthe guttata (spotted monkey flower), 3592 nucleotides. Lineage: Eukaryota; Viridiplantae; Streptophyta; Magnoliopsida; Lamiales; Phrymaceae. The record is from RefSeq and is a predicted model, not a curated record.